This is a messenger RNA of Tribolium castaneum (red flour beetle), 5829 nucleotides long. RefSeq names its product TBP-associated factor 1 (gene Taf1). Gene Ontology annotation, molecular function: RNA polymerase II general transcription initiation factor activity; TBP-class protein binding; histone acetyltransferase activity. Lineage: Eukaryota; Metazoa; Arthropoda; Insecta; Coleoptera; Tenebrionidae. The record is from RefSeq and is a predicted model, not a curated record. The coding region runs from base 103 to 5766 and encodes 1887 amino acids. Gene Ontology annotation, biological process: RNA polymerase II preinitiation complex assembly; transcription by RNA polymerase II; DNA-templated transcription initiation. Gene Ontology annotation, cellular component: transcription factor TFIID complex. The transcript has 20 exons.
UCUGUACCGGCUAGAGGGCACUCACUUCGCCAUUUGUGAUUAUUUAUAUGGUGGACCAACUUUUAUCUAUUUUGUGUUUUAAUUGUUUAAAAUAAAUGUAAAAUGAGUGAUAGCGACGACGAGAACUUUAACAGAGACGAGGACUGUGUGGACCUCACCGGUUUCCUCUUCGGGAACAUCAACGAGCAAGGGCAACUCGAAAGCGAUGUUUUGGACACUGAAUCCCAAAAACAACUUUCCAACCUCGGGAAGCUGGGUUUGGGCUCAACCCUUAAAGAAAUGAUUGGGGUUGAUAGCAUCCCUAAAGACGAUUCCGACAGCGAUUAUGAUAAUUCCGAGGGGCAAAAAUCGAAAUUUGGGGAUGAAAACAAAGAAAGCAACAGUGCGGAGUCGCAAAAUAAUGAAGAUUCUAACUUCGAGUCAAAAUCGCCCAGUGCUGUUGAUUUUUCCGAUAUAAAUGAACUCGCUGAGGAAGAGGAGGAGGAGGCGAAACCGGAAAAUUACGAUGCUGAUGAUGAGCACCCCAAUGAAAUUGAUAACAAAUUAAUGCCGCCACCUCCAGUUCCGACAACGAAAGAAAAUUCCGAAUCAAUUGUUACGACUGAUGAUGGUGAUAAAAAGAAGCUCGAAACGCCUCUUGCGGCAAUGCUGCCGUCCAAAUACGCAAACGUUAACGUUACGGACCUUUUUCCGGAUUUCCGGCACGGAAAAGUGUUACGAUUUUCGCGGCUUUUUGGGCCAGGAAAACCGAGCAGUUUGCCCAAUAUUUGGAAAAAUGUGAGGAAGAAACGCAAGAGAAGGAAGCACAAAGAUAGCGCGAAUCAGCACGAUUCUGAUUCGAACUCUGAGGAUGAGAAGCCGAAACAUCGGGGCUGGUUUAUUGAUUAUGCUGAGCCUCCGCCUCCUGAGCAAAUUCAAAGCGAUGAUGAAGAGAAGUUUCUGAAACCAAUGGAAAAUGCGACCGUUGAUAGCAAAGCUGAGACCCAAUCAAAGGAUGACACGGGGCCUAAAGUGGCCGAUUGGCGCUUUGGCCCCGCCCAGAUUUGGUACGAUAUGUUGGAGGUCCCGGAGACAGGGGAGGGGUUUAAUUAUGGUUUUAAACUAAAAGAAGAUCAGCCCCCAGAGCCCACACCUGAAGCCACCGAACCGCGCGAAGGUGACGAAUUCCCCGACGAUGCUUUCCUCAUGGUCACCCAACUGCACUGGGAGGACGACGUCGUAUGGGACGGCAACGACAUUAAGCAUAAAGUUUUGCAGAAGUUGAAUUCGAAGACGAAUGCUGCGGGUUGGGUGCCCUCUAGCGGAAAUCGGACAGCUCAGGCAUUUAGUCAACCCGGAAAAGGCGGGUUGUUGUCCGGAAGUUCGGUCCGGUUACCGAUUCCAGCACCGCCACUGCCCGGAAUGAAAGCCAAGGCGCAAAUAUUAAAUAAGCCGCGUCCGGAUCCGGAACAGGAUGACACGUGGUAUUCGAUUUUUCCGGUCGAAAAUGAGGAUUUGGUGUAUGGGAGAUGGGAGGAUGAUGUUAUUUGGGACGCUGAUAACAUGAAAAAUAUUCCGAAACCGUCGAUUCUCACACUGGAUCCUAACGAUGAAAAUAUUAUUUUAGGCAUUCCGGAUGAUAUAGAUCCGUCAAAACAAAUUGCAGGUCAAGCAACCCCUGUAAAGGUAAAAAUCCCACACCCCCACGUAAAAAAAUCAAAAAUCCUCCUCGGCAAAGCCGGCGUUAUCAACGUCCUCCAGGAAGACACCCCACCUCCACCCCCAAAAUCACCAAACCGGGACCCAUUCAACAUCUCAAACGACGUUUACUACAUGCCGCGAUCAUCCGAAACCACCAUGCGUCUCAAAGUCGGGGGCGGCAACCUAAUCCAACACUCCACCCCCGUGGUGGAGCUCCGCGCCCCAUUUAUCCAAACCCAUAUGGGUCUGAUGCGUCUCCGCAACUUCCAUCGGCCACCCAUGAAACGCUUCUCGCAUGGGCCUUUGGCCCAUCCAGGGCCGCAUCCGGUCAUGCCGUUGGUCAAGCAUAUCAAAAAGAAGGCAAAACAACGAGAGGCGGAGCGUAUGGCUUCAGGAGGCGGCGAUGUGUUCUUUAUGCGCACUCCAGAGGAUUUGACUGGAAGGGAUGGCGAUAUUAUUUUGAUUGAGUUUUGUGAGGAGCAUCCGCCUCUGAUGAACCAAGUUGGGAUGUGUUCAAAAAUCAAGAAUUAUUAUAAGAGGAAAGCGGCGAAAGAUUCAGGGCCUCCUAGUUAUAAGUAUGGGGAGACGGCCUAUGCUCACACUUCGCCGUUUUUGGGGAUUUUGCAUCCAGGACAGUCUAUUCAAGCCAUUGAGAAUAACAUGUACAGGGCCCCAAUUUACGAGCAUGAUAAGCCAUGCAGCGACUUCCUAGUGAUCAGAACGAGACAACAAUAUUAUAUCCGUGAAAUAGACGCUCUCUACGUUGCAGGCCAACAGUGUCCUUUAUACGAAGUUCCAGGACCGAACUCAAAACGAGCGAAUAAUUUUGUCCGCGAUUUUCUACAAGUUUUUAUUUAUCGAUUGUUUUGGAAAAGUCGCGAUAAUCCCCGAAGAAUUAAAAUGGAAGAUAUUAAGAAAGCUUUUCCUUCACAUUCCGAGAGUAGCAUAAGAAAAAGACUGAAAUUAUGUGCUGAUUUUAAAAGAACAGGAAUGGACUCAAAUUGGUGGGUGAUUAAACCGGAGUUUCGGUUACCGACAGAGGAGGAAAUCCGGGCGAUGGUCUCCCCGGAACAGUGCUGUGCCUAUUUCAGCAUGGUGGCGGCCGAGCAAAGGCUCAAGGAUGCUGGAUACGGCGAGAAAUUUAUUUUUACGCCUGCGGAGGAUGACGACGAAGAAAUGCAACUAAAAAUGGACGAUGAAGUAAAAGUGGCUCCGUGGAACACGACUCGAGCGUACAUUCAAGCAAUGAAAGGGAAAUGUUUGUUACAAUUAACAGGACCUGCUGAUCCUACAGGAUGUGGGGAAGGUUUUAGUUACGUCAGAGUCCCCAAUAAACCCACACAAAAUAAAGAAGAACAGGAGUCCCAGCCUAAACGUACCGUUACCGGAACCGACGCUGAUUUGCGUCGCCUGUCUUUGAACAACGCCAAAGCUUUGUUGCGCAAAUUCGGAGUCCCGGAGGAAGAAAUCAAAAAAUUGUCUCGAUGGGAGGUCAUAGACGUCGUCCGAACACUUUCGACCGAAAAAGCCAAAGCUGGUGAAGAGGGAAUGGAUAAAUUUUCGCGUGGUAACCGAUUCUCAAUCGCCGAACAUCAAGAACGUUACAAAGAGGAGUGUCAACGAAUUUUCGAUUUGCAAAAUCGUGUUCUAUCAAGCGCUGAGGUUCUAAGUACCGACGAAGGUGAAAGUUCGGACGAAGGCAGCGACGAAGAUAUCGAAGAAAUGGGCAAAAACAUUGAAAACAUGCUCGCAAAUAAAAAAACAAGUACUCAGUUGUCGCUCGAACGGGAGGAACAAGAGCGACAAGAGUUGCGUAAAAUGAUAAUGGAAGGUGACGAGAAGAAGGGCAAGGAUAAGAAAAAGGACGAUGACGAUAAUCAGGAACAGACGAAUUAUGCACAACAGGGCCGGAUUUUGAAAAUUGUUAGGACGUUUAGGGACGCGGAAGGAAAGGAGUUUACGCGAGUUGAAACUGUGCGAAAACCGGCAGUGAUUGAUGCGUAUGUGAAGAUUCGGUCGACGAAAGAUGAUGCGUUUAUUAGACAGUUUGCGACGUUGGAUGAAGCACAGAAGGAGGAAAUGAAAAGGGAGAAGAGACGGAUUCAGGAGCAGUUGAGGCGGAUUAAGAGGAAUCAGGAGAAGGAAAGGUUGGCCUUGGGACUUGCAGCGUCGUCGAAUCCGGCCGCAGGCGGCGAGAAGUUGGGCUCGAAUGACAGUCCUUCGAGCCAAUCCUUCAACAUCUCCCCCAACAAAUCUACGGUGAUUUCACCGCCAAAAUCGCGCCGAAAAACCAAAUUAAAACCCGACUUGAAGCUAAAAUGUGGCGCUUGUGGCAACGUGGGCCACAUGCGUACCAACAAAGCGUGUCCUUUGUACCAAAACAGCGGCUCCAACGCCCCCAUGAACGUCGCAAUGACCGAAGAACAAGAAGAAGAAAUCGAAAAACAGCUAAACACCGACGACGAAGAUUUGGUCAACAUUGACGGAACCAAAGUGAAAUUAUCGAGCAAAUUAUUGAAACACGCCGAAGAGAUGAAGCGGAAAACGUUACUCCUGAAAGUCCCCAAGGAGGCAAUGAACGCGAAACGACGACGAAGAGGAAUGUCCGACUUGCACUGCGACUAUUUGAAGCGACACAAUCGAACGGCGAAUCGGCGAAGGACCGAUCCUGUGGUCGUCUUGUCCACAAUUUUGGAGAAUAUUUUGAACGAAAUGAGAGACAUGCCCGACGUUCAGCCCUUCCUGUUUCCGGUCAAUCCGAAGAAAGUGAUGGACUAUUACCGCAUUGUGCAAAGGCCGAUGGAUUUGCAGACAAUUCGCGAGAAUUUGCGCCAGAAAAAAUACCAAAGUCGGGAAGAAUUCCUAGCCGAUGUCAACCAAAUCGUCGAGAAUUCGACGCUUUAUAACGGGGCUAAAAGUAGUUUAACUGUGGCGGCGCAACGAAUGUUAAACAAAUGUGUCGAGAGGUUGGGCGAGAAGGAGGAGAGGCUGAUGAGGCUCGAGAAGGCGAUUAAUCCACUACUUGACGACAAUGAUCAAGUCGCCUUGACGUUUAUCCUAGACAAUGUGAUUAACACGAAAUUGAAAGCCAUGUCGGAAUCGUGGCCGUUUCUCAAACCGGUUAAUAAAAAAUUGGUUAAGGAUUAUUAUAGUAUCAUCAAGCGGCCGAUGGAUUUGGAAACGAUUUCGAAAAAAGUUGCCGCGCAUAAGUAUCACAGUAGGCAUGAGUUUUUGGUCGAUAUUGAACAAAUUUUGGAAAAUUGUAUUUUGUACAAUGGACGAGAUUCACCCUUUACUGAAAAGGCGGAACAGUUGGUUAAGAUUUGUAAAGCGACUUUGGAUGAGUACGACGAACAUUUGACACAAUUAGAGAAUAAGAUUUCUUUGGCACAAGAACGAGCGAUGCAAGACGACGAUCAAGCCUGGAUGGGAGGGGAAGAAGAGAAUUACACUAUUGCAGAACCUGACCGAAUUAGCCAGGCAAGCUCUCCCGACCACAGCUUGUUCAUGAAAUCAAACAUCGACGAUUACGAUUAUGUGGACGUAGAAGGCGGAAUACAAACAAGUGAAGACGUUACAGCUUCAGUGUCAAGGCCGCGAAAACGCAAAAAGAAGGACGAGGCUGCCAUCCUUGAAGAAGAUUUGCAAUUUUCGAGCGAGGAAGAGCUGGACGAGGUCCCUUUGAACGAGUUCGAGGAUAACAAGGGCGGUUUGGUGAUUUCGGCCGAAAUGCCCAUGGAGGGUGUGAACGCCGACGAUGACAGUCAGCAGGCGGCCGAAGCGAUGGUACAGUUGGGUUCGAUGGGUUACUACCAGCAAAAUGAGGGCGAUGGUACUGAUUUGGUGUACAAGGAGGAGAGUAUGGACGUGGAUCCGAACUAUGAUCCGUCUGAUUUUCUCAUGUCGGGACUGCCGAUGCAUAAACAGGAGGAAAUCAAAAUCGAUGAGACGGUGUUGCAGCCGCAGGACAGUGCGAUGAAGAUUCAUGAUGAUCUCGCUGUGAGUGAGAGUGAGGACGAAGGGGGGAAUAAUGUGGGGGAGGCGCCGGUGCAAGAGGAGGAUGAUGGAGGGGAUCUGUGGUUCUAAACUUUGUUUAGUGUUUUUAUAUUGUUAAAUAUUUAUUGAAGUAAAAUAUAAUGUAGGCACAAA